CUAUUUUGGGGCUGACCGUUGUCAAAGACGGAGGCAAGGGAACUGCGACACGAGCAACAAGAUCCAGGAAUCAGAGGGCAGGUUCGGUUCCUUUGUCGGGCGGCUCCCUUCUCCACAGCGAUGUCGUCACAGCUGGAAAGCGCCAUGGAAGGCCUCAUCACCGUCUUCCACAACUACUCGGGCAAGGAGGGCGACAAGUUCAAGCUGAGCAAGAAGGAGCUGAAGGAGCUGAUGCAGAACGAGCUCAGCAGUUUCUUGGAGAACCCGAAGGAUGCAAGCGUCGUGGACGGCAUCAUGCACGACUUGGACGAGAAUGGCGACGGGGAGGUGGACUUCCCAGAGUUCGUGACCCUGGUGGCCGCCCUGACCGUGGCUUGCAACGAAUUCUUCUGCGAGGACGUAUGAGGCAUCUGAAGAAGGCCCGACCCGGGAGCUGCUGCGUGGCAGAGGCCCGGUCGCACCCUGCCAUCUCCCGCCCAGGCCGCCUGCUGUGUCCCGCAACUUCCCCCUACCGUUCAGCAUCAAGCGUGCGCCUCGAGGUUCCCAAUAAUCAACCAUUGUGAUGGGCCCUGCUUAUUAAAGCCAUUUCA
Molecule: messenger RNA, 590 nt
Organism: Gekko japonicus
Lineage: Eukaryota; Metazoa; Chordata; Lepidosauria; Squamata; Gekkonidae
Gene: S100A1
Product: S100 calcium binding protein A1
Exons: 3
Coding region: 121-405 (94 amino acids)
Molecular function (GO): calcium ion binding
Source: RefSeq, a predicted model, not a curated record